CAUUUAGAGGCUGAGAUUACACAAUGCACGGCUCCGGACGUGUCCUGCUUCGUGCCGCCGCGCGUGCCAAUGGCGCCGCGCGUCGCUCCCUCACAUCAAUCAGUAGCAGCGCUGGCGUUUUGGCUGCUCGCUCAUCCAGUUCCAGCGCACUGAAGCUGCGCGGCGCCAGCGCUGUGUCUGUGCGUGCGCAGCGUCUGAACGCCGCGUCAGCCGUGCAGUUCCGCGGUUUCUCGAGCUCUGGCGAUGCUACGGACGUGCCUGUUCCGUCUAUGGGUGACUCAAUCUCGGAGGGAACCGUUGUGGAGUGGCUCAAGCAACCAGGAGACGCUGUGGCCGAGGACGAGGUCGUUGUCGUGCUCGAGACGGACAAGGUGAGCGUGGACGUGCGCGCGCCCUUUGCCGGCGCCAUGGGCCAGCAGCUGGCCGCCAUCGAUGACAACGUAACGGUAGGCUCGCCAUUGUUCCAGAUCGUCAAGGGCGCUGCGGGCGCCGAGAGCGCGCAGGAGACCAAGCCGGAGACCAAGACGGAAGCCGCGCCGGCUGCCGCAGCUCCGUCCGGCGAGGAGACUACCGUGCCUGUGCCGUCCAUGGGUGACUCCAUCUCGGAAGGAACCAUCGUGGAGUGGAUCAAGAAGUCCGGAGACUAUGUGGCUGAGGACGAAGUCGUCGUCGUGCUCGAGACAGACAAGGUGAGCGUGGACGUCCGUGCUCCCAAGGCCGGCACCAUCACCAAGACGCUGGCUGAUGUAGACCAGACGGUGGAGAUCGGCGUGCCGCUCUUCUCUAUGGUGUUCGGUGGUGAGGCGCCCGCCUCUUCGCCCGUGCCGGAAGCUCCGGCUUCUACUCCCACGCCGGCACCGGCAUCGACGCCGGCACCUGCCGCCACGCCCGAACCGGCUGCCGGCACUAACCCGCUACUAGCCACGCCUGAGCGCGCGUCUCGUCGCGAGAAGAUGAGCCGCAUGCGUCUGCGCACAGCCGAGCGCCUGAAAGAGUCGCAAAACACGGCGGCCAGCCUCACGACGUUCCAGGAGGUCGACAUGUCUAAGCUUAUGGGUCUACGUAAGCAAUACAAGGACGCGUUCGAGGCCAAACACGGCGUUAAGCUGGGUUUCAUGUCUGCUUUCGUUAAAGCCAGUGCGUCGGCACUACUUGAGGUGCCCGGCGUCAACGCUAUGAUCGACGACGAGCACCAGGAGAUCGUUUACCGUGACUACGUUGACAUGAGUGUUGCUGUGUCGACCCCUAAGGGUCUAGUGACGCCUGUGUUGAAGAACACCGAGUCUAUGAGCUUCGCUGAUGUGGAAAAGGGUCUGGCCGAGCUCGCGGCUCGCGCGCGUGACGGCAAACUGACGCUCGAGGAGAUGACCGGCGGCAACUUUACCAUCUCGAACGGCGGCGUCUUCGGCUCGCUUAUGGGCACGCCGAUCAUUAACCUGCCGCAGUCCGGCAUCCUCGGCAUGCACGGCACCAAAAUGCGACCGGUCGUGGUGGACGGAGAGGUCGUCGCGCGGCCCAUGAUGUACCUGGCGCUCACGUACGACCACCGCCUCAUUGACGGCCGUGAGGGCGUCACGUGCCUUAAGGCCAUUGCCGACAAGAUCGAGAACCCGGAGCGUCUGUUGCUCGACAUUUAAGUUGCAGGAGGAAGUGCAAUUGGCCAAAUUUGCAGAGAAAGAAUAAAAUGUGUUUUCUUUCAAGCAACUUAAGGAUUUAAAAAAUUACUUACGAAAGAAA
Molecule: messenger RNA, 1737 nt
Organism: Phytophthora infestans T30-4
Lineage: Eukaryota; Oomycota; Peronosporomycetes; Peronosporales; Peronosporaceae
Product: dihydrolipoamide succinyltransferase, putative
Exons: 1
Coding region: 24-1637 (537 amino acids)
Biological process (GO): tricarboxylic acid cycle
Cellular component (GO): oxoglutarate dehydrogenase complex
Molecular function (GO): dihydrolipoyllysine-residue succinyltransferase activity
Source: RefSeq, a predicted model, not a curated record